Molecule: messenger RNA, 231 nt
Organism: Nycticebus coucang (slow loris)
Lineage: Eukaryota; Metazoa; Chordata; Mammalia; Primates; Lorisidae
Product: beta-defensin 106A-like
Exons: 3
Coding region: 1-231 (76 amino acids)
Source: RefSeq, a predicted model, not a curated record
AUGAAGAUAUUCAUCUUUUUCUUUGCUGUUCUCCUCUUUCUGGCCCCAGCCAAGAAUUCAUUUUUUGAUGAGAAAUGCCUCAAGCUUAAAGGGAGAUGUGUGAAUUAUUGUGAGAAAAAUGAAGAACUUGUUGCUCUCUGCCAGAAGUCCCUGAGAUGCUGUGUGACUCUCCAGCCAUCUCCAAGCCAGUCUGAUGUCGUGUGUCCAGACAUCAUGCCUCUUGGUGAAUAA